This is a messenger RNA of Stylophora pistillata, 1584 nucleotides long. RefSeq names its product retrovirus-related Pol polyprotein from transposon 17.6. The record is from RefSeq and is a predicted model, not a curated record. Gene Ontology annotation, biological process: DNA integration. NCBI's taxonomy places the organism in Eukaryota, Metazoa, Cnidaria, Anthozoa, Scleractinia, Pocilloporidae. Gene Ontology annotation, molecular function: nucleic acid binding.
GAGAGAAGAGAACAAUGCCCAGUACAAAUUCGCGAUUACUGGAAUUUUAGAGAAGAGAUUUCGCUACACAAUGGAAUUCUGUUUAAGAGUCAGAGAGUGAUAGUUCCUAAAGCUAUGAGACCGGAGAUGCUUUCAAGAAUACACUCAAGUCAUCAAGGAAUUGCAGCAUGCCUGAGGAAGGCUAAAGACAUCGUGUUCUGGCCUGGCAUGAAUUCAGAAAUCAAAGCCGUCGUUGAGAGAUGCCCAGUUUGCGCCGAUUUUCAAGCAAAAAAUGUUAAGCAGCCAAUGCAAUCUCAUAAAAUUCCUGACAGGCCAUGGAGCAAAGUUGGUACAGAUCUGUUUUCAUUAAGCGGAAAGAAUUACGUCACAAUCGUUGAUUACUUCUCAGAUUUUGUUGAAGUUGACGAACUUGAGGACACGACCUCACAGGCAGUCAUACAAGUCCUUAAACAGCAAUUCAGUAGACAUGGAAUCCCGGACACUGUUGUUUCAGACAACGGAUCACAGUUUAGCAGUCACGAAUUUCACGAGUUCUCACUCAGCUGGGAAUUUAACCAUGUAACGUCAUCACCACAUUAUGCAAAGGCUAACGGGAAAGCGGAAUCCUCAGUCAAGGCGGUCAAACAGCUAUUCAAGAAAGCUGGACGUGAUGGAAAAGACCCUUGGUUAGCUUUAUUAGACUACAGGAACACCCCCACAGAAGGUCUAGGCAACAGCCCUGCUCAAAGGCUUAUGUCUAGAAGGACACGAACUCGGUUACCUACAGCAGCAAGUCUUCUUCGUCCUGAAGUAAUUCCAGACUCUACAGAGCAGUUAGAGUGGAAAAGGCGAAAAGCUAAGCUUUACCAUGACCGUAGCGCAAAACAGUUGCCAGAAUUGGAGAUUGGACAAGAAGUCCGAAUCGCACCUUUACAGAAGAAUCAAACAUGGAAGCAAGCUACAUGCGUAGAGAAACUCUCGGAUAGGUCUUACUUGGUCAAAUCAGGCGAUCAGACCCUCAGAAGAAAUAGGCAGUUCCUGAGACCUGCAGAAGUACCUACAGCUCAAGAAAAGCAACACAACAAGGAUGGUACAACAGAACCUAGUGGCAAUCACAAGGAAGUACCAACAGCACUGACAAGGUUUGCAACACCUUUGAGUCCUAAGCCGGUGAACUCAACACCCCCGAGUCCUGCAGAACAAUUAUCCAGCACCAGCAGUACAUUACCAGCCUCACAGAAGACAAGAACUCGGAGCAUUCGUUUGCCGUCCAGAUUUAAAGACUUUGAUAUGAAACAUUAGUAGAGGCAUAAUGAUUCAAAGACUCAAAGACUUAAACGCGCAUUUCAGUAUAAUACAACAAGUUCCGUUCAGGGCCUAAGUUCCGUUUAGUUUAGGGUUUUGUUUUGAGUUACAAAAAGUCAGUCUGAUUUUCUUUGUUUAUUAGCUAAGUCUGUUACAGUUGUUUUUUUUGUUCCUUUCAAAGAAAGGGAGAUGUUACGUAUAUGGCUUGAUUGACCAUAUUUAGAUAGCAAUGUACUCUUACAUGAAGUAGAGAUCAGCAAUAAAAGUGUGUCUUAGAUAAAUGGAAAAGCUUGGAGAGGU